UCUGCAGUCGUAAUUACUCUUCGCCUUCUGUCGAUGCAAAUUGCUCCCUCCAGGUCGAUAUUGCCGCAGCAGCGUCAGAGCUGCCUGCGGUUCCCUGAGCUGAGCUCGGGGAUGGCCGGCAGCCAUGUGCCUGCAAUUCUGGACAUUGUCUAGUUAAAAAUACCGUCGGACUCUUUCGGGGACUUGUUGGACUUCGAGACGGGCUUCUUGUCCCGGGAUCGGGUGUUCGGGUGUCAGGGCCUCCUUAGUCUCAGUGGAUCGACCUUGGUCUCUGAGACCUGCUUGCCUUGCUUGACGGUAGUGAAGAGACGAGGGCAGAUUCGCCGAUUCGCGCGCUCUUUCCUUCCGGAUCACGAUUUGAGUGAUCGACAGGGUCGUCGAACUUGUAAGCCAGGUACAGAUCUUGGGAGUUCCAGAGGCUGUGUGAGAAGCUGAUGAAUGUUUGGGAAAUUGAAGAGGGCAUUUUUGUGAAUGAACUCUGCGGAACGGAAUGCCGUUUUCCUCCGAGCGACGAAGCGCAUGGAUCAUGUCGCCGCACGGCGCACUCAUGCUACCGUUGUGUUCCCCGUACGAGCUCGAUUCCACACUUGCAGCUCAAGUGAGAAUUCUUGAAGGAGGUGUUGUAGUGCAAGAAUUACAACGGAGUCUCGCGGGUGGAUGUUUAGAUCGACAUCGGUCGAAGCAAAAUCCACGGGCCAAACGAUCGUUUCGAUGUUUUCUAACGAGAAAUCACUGCACUGUAUUGCUAGGCGCCAGGUCAGCCGGCGAGCAAACCGAAGUGCAGUGAUUUCAAUUAGACGUGAAUGUCGAUGAAGGGGACCUUCGAUUCCCCAUGAGGGAUUCACAGACUCACCUUGCGGUGCCUCGAUUCCGAAGCCUUCAUCGCACUCGCAGCGUGGGAUCUCGAGAUCACAUGCUGGUGCACUUGCUCCCUCCCACUGGACAUUACAGGAGCCCGCGAGGUCUCGCGGUCUUAUCCGGGUCAAAACGGAGCCGAGCUCGGCUCGACACGUGGUCCUGAUAUCGUGGAUAUCCGUCGAGAAGAAGUCAACCCGGGCGACGGGUGGCACGCUGGCGAUGGUGGAUUGGCCAGCCUCGCAUGGCAUGGCAAGGCAUGGCACGGGCACUGGCCAUUGGCGCUGCCGUGGCAGUCCCGCAGCCGGUUCGCCUUGUGCCGCUGCUUGUGAGAGCGAGCGAGCGCCUUGAGUGUUUGAAUCCGCGAGGCCCUGCAGUCUCAGCCCCUCGUCGUCCACGGACCUUAGGGUAAAGCAAAUGUCUGGAUCCGAUGGAGUCCCGCCGUCCGUCGUGCACGAUGCCAUCGAGCUUUCGUGCUCUUGCGGAUAUGAGAGUGGCCGCGAAAUGGGUGGAGGAUUGAUAGCAUUGGGAACUCGAUCGAUCGUCUAGUUGCGUCUCGUCUGGUCUGAUGAAGCUCGCUCGGGCCAUGAGACUGAUGACGCAAUUGAACUCUGGGGAAUGGGUCGAAGAGCGCGAAUUGAGUGAUCCUCAAUUGUGAGAGUUCGGCAUGAAAUCGGCACACGCUGCCUGAACCACGAUCGCACGAUGCCCAAUUCGUUAGACCUUCGAAUCCUCUUAGCUCGGCCGUCUGCACGGCUCGAAGUUUGAUUUGCUGGGCGGUUCGACCUUGAGCCACUUCUGUCAUGAUUUCCAUCGCACAUUCUGUUAGUGCGGCUCGUCCGCCCACUUGCCGCCGCCUGCUAGUGACUCAACUCUCGCCGAAUGCGCAAUGCGCUUCGCUGGGACUGUGCAAUGCGCCGCGUUUCCGAAGCAAGCUCUGCCGAAACGUCUCGCCGUCCUCGACCCGGCGAUGUGUGAAAUUGCGCCGCAAAUGUCAGCUCAAGUUGGUCGCCUCGCACGCCAUUUCCGUUUCAGGAGACUUGGCGCAUGGCGAUGGGGACGAAGAGGGAAUCUCACAGCGCGCGGAGCGUGAGCUCCGAGUUGCCGAGGCAACCGCGCAGAUAAAUGAAGAGCGUGAAGUGCAAGUGGAUGGCGGUGCGAUCGGGGAGGUUCUCGUGGAGUAUCGGCUCGAGGAAUCGGGGCAUCUGAGCAAAGUGAAGGUGUCGGUGGACGAGGAUGGGCGCUCUCGGACCUUCAGGGAGACUGUGACGGCUAGACUACAGCUUCAGCUGCAGUUGUUGCUGCAGAGCGUUCGCAAGUUUUCUUUCAGACAGUUCAUCAAAGAUUAUGGCAAGAAGAAGCCGGGACCGGAAGACAUGAAUUUCUCUGCCGCUGUGUACGACUCCAAGACAGGAGUUGACAUUCUAACUCAGUGGACAUCGACAGAGCUCACGCUGCAGCAUGCUCAGAUGGCCAGAAUUGCUCAAGACACCCGCUACCUGGUGUUGGCUUUCGGCCUCUUCGGCAUCGUCCGAAUUCUCGAAGCCAUCGUGCUCACAGUCACAAGCAGAGACCCCAGGAAAUUACUGGACGCUUCUAACGCGUUGGAUCCUCUGACUGUGGCCUUUUUGGCGAAUGGCAUGAGAAAACCCAUGGUGGCAAUGCUGAAUGUCGAUCCCACCGACCUUCAGGAGGUCAAUCGGUUGAAGAUGAAAUUCUGGAAAGAGCUGCACGCUUUCUACGAGCGGCAAUGGAAAGUCAUGGCUACACUGGGAAUUGCUAGACUGCUCAACUUGAUAGGCACGCAUCUUCCGGCUGCUCAAUUCGUCACGGGUAAGCUGAAGCUCGUGUGGGACAUGAUGAUGACAUUGCCCUUGUUCUAGGCACGAAUUUCUGUACCUGUGUCUGUAACUGUUUGUAACAUUCUUAGUGUAAAUACUGGAGCUGAGAUUUGGCUUUCGCCGCAUGCGAAUCGUUCCUCGAAACCAGAAUCGUUGUUUGAAAAUGUAUUGUUCUUCGAAUCGAAGAGAAAGAACUGCAACACAAAUUACGGAAGAGCCGCCUCCACAGUCGUCCGGUGAUCGGAGCAGUGGACACAAGCGAUUCGGAAUCUUGCACACGUGUACAGAUGAAGAAAUUGCUCUUGUAAAACGGCUGCAUUAUACACCUUUGGCCAUCCUCGUCCAUUCAUUCAUUCUGUUUAACUCCAUUGUAAUCGUGCAAGCGUACAGAAAGGCCUCCCCAUGAGGUCGAACAUCGAUUGAUCAUUAGGAUGAUAGUGAAGCGUUGGACCAAUUUAUUCGAUUGCUUGCUUGAGCCCUUGAUUUCGGAUAAACUUUCAGCAUUCAACCACUUUCUAAUCCGGCCGAAUGAAAAUAGCAGCAGAAUUCUACACUUCUAGACAUACAACAAAAUAGAUAUACUGUCGUACUUCCAGGACAUCGCAUGUGGAUGUUUUCUUCAUCGCCAGAACUGAACAAAACUCCUGAGAACAGAGUAUC
Messenger RNA from Marchantia polymorpha subsp. ruderalis, 3356 nucleotides. The record is from the annotation of a GenBank genome assembly. NCBI's taxonomy places the organism in Eukaryota, Viridiplantae, Streptophyta, Marchantiopsida, Marchantiales, Marchantiaceae.